Molecule: messenger RNA, 1724 nt
Organism: Gossypium raimondii (Peruvian cotton)
Lineage: Eukaryota; Viridiplantae; Streptophyta; Magnoliopsida; Malvales; Malvaceae
Product: nudix hydrolase 8
Exons: 9
Coding region: 477-1574 (365 amino acids)
Molecular function (GO): ADP-ribose diphosphatase activity; NAD binding; NADH pyrophosphatase activity
Source: RefSeq, a predicted model, not a curated record
UUUGAUUGUCAUCCAUCACCCAACACCCAUUUCUCACCACAGCUUCACCAAACACAUCACUCUUAACUUAUUUUAACUUUAUUCAUUUUGUUUGCUUAAUUUAGGUAAAGAUUGUAUAGGCUUACUCAUGGCUUACGAGGCUUGUCUCCAGCAUUAAACCUUGUUCCAAGGAUUCUCUUCAUCAAGCUUCAUGUGUUUGUUUGUUUGUUUUCGCCCCUCUCACUACAUUUUCAAAGUGAUGUUUUAAUUUCUCAAGCAAUCUCUUUGGCCAAUCCGUUGUCUUUGGAAACGUUAAAUUCUAUAAAUCUUUCUUGUUUUCUGGAAUCAAAAUUAUUCUGAUAGUUACAAUCGUUUUGUUUUUAUAUAUGUCAGGAUAAUUUAUAUGUAUUAAGCAGUUAGGGUAUCGUUAAACCAGUGGGGGUUUAGGUCAGGGUUAGUGUUUAAAAGUCGUUUGAGAGUUUUGCAUACUGACAUAAAUGGAGUGCAGCUUUUUUAGUUCAAAGUAUAUGCCAAUGUCUGAGAUUGCACAUCUUGGAAGGACAAAUUCAAGCCAGUUUUCGAGUUUCAGGCCAUUGGUUGAAGUUAAAUCCACCCCACACUUCAGUUCUUGCAGAGGUAUAUCUCCGAAGGCUUCUCAUUCAAGUACUCCGAACUACAGUUAUGUGCCAAAGCAAGCUGUCAGUUCAGUUGAUGAAGAAAAACUUGGAGCAGGAAAUUUAUUAUAUCAGAUUAAUGGCACAAAUUCAAGUUUGUUUUCGAGGAAAUUGAGAAUAUUGGAUUCUUUUGAUGAUGAAUAUGGUGGAGUCAUUGUUGAUUCAGAAAGAUUACCAGCUAAUCCAAAUGUCUUUGCUUCCAUGCUUAGUUUCUCAAUUUCUCACUGGAAAUCAAAGGGAAAGAAGGGAAUUUGGCUGAAGUUGCCAGUGGAAAAAUCAGAUCUUGUUCCAGUUGCUGUCAAGGAAGGGUUUGAAUAUCACCACGCAGAGAGAGGAUACGUAAUGUUAACUUACUGGCUACCUGAAGGACCCAGCAUGCUUCCUGCCAAUGCUUCACAUCAAGUAGGCGUUGGAGGAUUUGUCAUCAAUGACAAAAACGAGGUUCUUGUAGUACAAGAGAAAUACUGUGCUCCCCAAUUUGUUGGACUUUGGAAAAUACCAACAGGUUUCAUUGUUGAGUCAGAGGAGAUAUUUACAGGCGCUGUAAGAGAAGUCAAGGAAGAAACUGGGGUUGACACUGAAUUUGUGGAAGUAGUAGCAUUCAGGCAUGUGCACAAUGUAGCCUUUGAAAAGUCUGAUUUGUUCUUCAUCUGCAUGCUAAAGCCUGUAUCAACUCACAUUAUGGUUGACGAUCAUGAAAUUCAAGCAGCCAAAUGGAUGCCAUUAGUUGAGUUUGUGGAGCAACCAUUGAUUCAACAGGAUUGUAUGUUCAAGAAAGUGAUUGAUAUCUGCGUUGAGCGUCUGGGGAAGCGUUAUUGCGGGUUAUCUGUACAUCAAGUGGCUUCUGCGUUUGAUGGCAAAACAUCGUCUCUGUACUAUAAUGUCAUCGACUCACAACAUAACAACUGUAUAGGCAACUGAAACAGAUUCUGAUCUCAUUGCCUAGUGAAUGAACUUUCUAAUCCACGGGAAGCUUGAGAACUACACGAUUUAUGACCUGUAAUUACCAAUAUCUUAGUAAUGUACAUAUUAUGACUUUGAAUGUAAGAUCAUGAGAUCUUGUAUUGAUAA